This is a messenger RNA of Bombus terrestris (buff-tailed bumblebee), 2733 nucleotides long. It is a transcript of the gene trbd, whose product is annotated as ubiquitin thioesterase trabid. Gene Ontology annotation, cellular component: nucleus; cytoplasm. Gene Ontology annotation, molecular function: K63-linked polyubiquitin modification-dependent protein binding; cysteine-type deubiquitinase activity. NCBI's taxonomy places the organism in Eukaryota, Metazoa, Arthropoda, Insecta, Hymenoptera, Apidae. Gene Ontology annotation, biological process: protein K33-linked deubiquitination; protein deubiquitination involved in ubiquitin-dependent protein catabolic process; protein K29-linked deubiquitination. The record is from RefSeq and is a predicted model, not a curated record. The coding region runs from base 465 to 2681 and encodes 738 amino acids. The transcript is spliced from 8 exons.
GUUGGACGCAGUGUGUGAUUCCUGCGGAUCGACGACUAUCCUCACGUCAAUUUCGCAGCGAUCGACCGACGCAUAGUACUUCGAUGGAGCUUAUUCGCGCGUGACACCAACUUUCGGGACACCAGGCUCGACUUUCGCCAGAUUUUGGUAGCUGUCUACAUUUACAUUACUGUGGCAGCUUUUAUUUUCCUACAUACGAUCAACAUGUUUACCACAUGACAUGAACUUCAUUUUAUGACAAGUACAUGAUAUCACUAAUAUUUAUGGAAAUUAUCUUUGCGUCACAUUUUAUGACACAAAAUAUGAAAAAUUUUAUUACAUGCAAUAACAAUUUAACAAGUAUUUAAUGUAACUUUUGACACCACAUUUAUGCUUUAUAAAUAUUUUUAAGUAGUGUAUGAACGUCACAUUGUCUAUGCAUUAAAGACAAUAAUAUUCACACAAUAAAGGGCCAUAUAGAGAAAAUGAAUAGCAGGCUUGAGGAACAGGAGUCAAAAUGGACAUGUGAAUAUUGUACAUACGAGAAUUGGCCUUCAUCAUUGAAAUGCACAAUGUGCAGGGGUGCCAAGCCUUUAUUAGGGGAGGAUAUUUACCGCCUACGAGAUCCAAGCCCACAAAGGUCUGGAUCAAACGUCGCAUCUGGUCCAGUAACUCAUUUAAGUCCAACAGAUUCUUACAAUCUUAGUUGUCAGAAUGUACCAUUGGGAAAGUGGUCUUGUGCAAUGUGUACCUAUCUUAAUUAUCAAAAUACCACACGUUGUGUUCAGUGUGGAAAUAGGAAACCUACAGGUCUCAAUCAGUCAAUCCACUCCGUAGCCUCGAAUUUGCACGAACAGCUAGCACCUCUUAGGCUAGGAGAUCCACCACCAAACUCAGGAUCAAAUCCUCCUCCAAUAAACCUACACCCAGAAAGAUAUUAUAACUUACAAGCAAAUUUACAUCCCGAGAAGUGGUCUUGUCUUGUGUGUACUUAUGAAAAUUGGCCAAAAGCCACAAAGUGUGUGAUGUGUGGUAAUCCUAAAGAAAAAGAUAGAAGAGACAGAACAACCAAUAACAUGGGUGUUAUUUUACCAAGCCCAGAAAGAGAUCAUAGCCAGCGUAACUUACCUUCUCCGCCUCAUGCACCUUAUAUUCAUCAAACCCAGAGGGAUGAGAAUUUGGCUGUGGGACGAAGGAAUUCACAUAGAUAUCCUGAUAGCAGAAAUGACAAUUUGUCAACUCCUCAAUCCCCUAAUAAUUGUGACUAUGAGCGUAGACUAAAACAGUUGAGGCGUCAUACCGAUUGGUGCUGGUUAAAUGCGUGUCUUGGCAUUGUGGAAGGUGACAAUGCUCCUGUUGAAGCUUAUUUGGCAAGUGGUGGUGAUCCUGCUCGUCAAUUGACGCAUUCAGAAGUUCUGCUUCUAAAUAGAAGUAGUGCUUUUGAUGUUGGACAUACCUUAGUACAUUUAGCUAUUAGAUUUCAAAGGGAGGAUAUACUAGCGACAUUAUUAUCACAAAUCGAGGGUUCUGGAUCUGGAGUAAAAAGAGUACCAAGUUAUGUCGCACCAGAUUUGGCUGCUCAAAUUCGCAGACAUGUCACUAAUAGUAUCCGGUUACGCAAGGGUUCUUUCCCAUGUUAUUUUGUCACUGAUAUAGCUACAUUUGCUUUGCCUGCUGAGGUUGAAGAUUUACCAAGUAUAGUGCAAGAACAGAUGUUGGAAGAGUUAUUAGAUAAAGAAGCUCAACAACAAUUAGAAGGUGGUGGCGGAGAACCACCAGCGCUGAAUUGGUCUUUAGAGAUUACCGAACGUUUAGGAAGUCGUUUGCAUGCACUUUGGAAUAGAUCCGCCGGCGAUUGUUUAUUAGAUUCGGCUAUGCAAGCUACUUGGGGCGUUUUUGAUCGAGAUAAUGCUUUAAGAAGAGCUCUUGCUGACACCUUACAACAAGCUGGUCAAUUUUUCUAUCCUCGAUGGAGAGAAUACGAAGCGUCUCAAGCAUCUAGAAUGUUGGAUUUUACAUUAGAAGAGACUCAAUGGCAAGAAGAUUGGGAAAGCUUAUUAGCAACAGCUGCUCAACCAGGAAGUGCUCUAGAGCAGUUACACGUAUUUGCUCUAGCCCAUAUUUUAAGGCGACCUAUUAUUGUUUAUGGCGUUAAAUACGUUAAAAGUUUUAGAGGGGAAGAUAUAGGUUAUGCAAGAUUCGAAGGUGUUUAUCUUCCACUUUUAUGGGAACCUUCAUUUUGUAUUCGCUCACCUAUUGCUUUGGGUUAUACACGUGGUCAUUUCACGGCUUUAGUUCCCAUCGAGCCAUACACAUCGUCUAGAAUACCACCUCUUUCAUCUCACGGUGGUGUAGGCUUGGGUGGUGGUAAUGGUCCACUUCAACAGCUACAAAUACAGAUGCAGACUACAUUCAUGCCUUUAAUGGACCGAGAACAUAAACUGUUACCAAUACAUUUUUUGAGUCUAGAAGAAGUAGGCCGAGAAGAAUCUAUUUUAAAGGAAUGGCUCGAUGUAUGCAGGACUGAAGGUGGUAUCCUUGUUGCGCAACAAAAACUACACAAAAGACCCUUAUUAGUAGCACAAAUGCUAGAAGAAUGGCUAAAUCAUUAUCGGAGACUCGCUCAAACUAACAACGCACCAUUUUUGAGACCAGCAGUUUUACAAGAUUACAGUAGCGAUGGAGACACAGAAGAUGAAUAACAAGGUGGAAUGUUUUAAGUUAUCGAAAUUCAACCGAGAAGACUUUUUCUAU